Messenger RNA from Branchiostoma belcheri (Belcher's lancelet), 1931 nucleotides. Its product is annotated as hydroxyacid oxidase 1-like. Gene Ontology annotation, molecular function: FMN binding; oxidoreductase activity. The transcript is spliced from 8 exons. The record is from RefSeq and is a predicted model, not a curated record. The coding region runs from base 19 to 1146 and encodes 375 amino acids. Lineage: Eukaryota; Metazoa; Chordata; Leptocardii; Amphioxiformes; Branchiostomatidae.
UGCCAAGUCAAGACCACGAUGGACAGGCCUCCCCGAACUCCCCUCCCCACCCUCGUAGACAUAGAGAAGUCUGCGCGCGAGAAGUUGUCGGAGUUUGCCUGGGGAUACUACAGUCGUCCUGCGGACGGACAAACGUACAGAGAUAACAUUGAGGCCUUCAAACGAUACCGCCUCAUCCCACGGAACCUCCGUGACGUGUCCAUCCGGGACACCUCCGUAACGGUACUAGGGACCCGGAUGGAUAUCCCAAUAGCCAUUGGGCCAACUGCUUAUCACCGAUUGGCUCAUGCUGACGCGGAAUUGGCAACCGCCAAAGGCGCGGCCGCCAUAAACACAGGGAUGGUGCUGAGUUCCUGGGCUAACCACUCCCUAGAGGAGGUGGCUGAGGCGACCCCUCCCGGGAUCCGCUGGUUCUACAUGCUGUUCUACAAAGACCGUGGUCACAUGAAGCGCCUGUUGGCUCGGACAGAACGCGCGGGGUACACCGCCAUAUUCCUCACAGUGGACCAGCCUUUUCUCCGGUUUCAAAUUGACAAAAGGCCUGUGACUUCUCCUGUUCCUAUUAGGCUUCCUAACAUUUUCGACGAAGAGCCGCCCCAUGCUCCAGGUAGUGCGGGGUACCGAGAGUAUAUGAAUGCUGCACUGAAGCAACCGGCGACGUGGGAAGACGUGCAGUGGAUCAGAGACAACACCCGCCUGCCUGUUGUCCUGAAGGGCAUUCUGUCAGUCGAGGACGCCAAGAUGGCCGUGGCACAUGGAGCGAACGGGAUCUGUGUGUCUAACCACGGCGGGAGGCAGCUGGACGGCGUUCCGGCAACUAUUGACGUUCUACCGGACAUCGUCCGUGCGGUUGGUGGUAAGGCGGAGGUUUACAUGGACGGAGGUGUCCGGACUGGGACGGACGUGCUGAAGGCCUUGACGCUGGGAGCCAGGUGUGUGUUCAUCGGCAGGCCCGCACUCUGGGGACUGGCACACAACGGUGCAGAAGGAGUCCAACAGGUUCUACAGAUUCUGAGAGAUGAACUCAGUUUGGCCAUGGCCAGGGCAGGCUGUGCCAAGAUGUCCGACAUCCAGCCAUCUCUUGUCGUGCACCAGUCGUAUUACGGCGUACCAACCCUCAAAGCAGUACCGAUGUCUAAAUAUUGAGCCACAAGACCAAAUCACACUCACAUAUAUGUGGAGACAAUAUAUGUUUAUAAAGUAUAACGAUUCUAUUGCAAUUGCGGAUCACUUACUCCCGCACCCGGUACAUGCUGGGUCACCUUCAGGUUUAAUUUGAGCUCCCUAUUAAUCAUCUAUAAAUCCCACCUACCACGCAACCAAAGAAAUUAUACAAACAGACACACAAACCCACAGCUCGGCCACUGAAAACCAUACUUCUGUACCCAGAUAAUGCAUUGUGAUUGUACAUGUCUGAUUCUAGCCUGCUGAUUCUGUAUCCGUAAUUGGUGUACCAGCCUUGGAAGAUAAGGGGCUAAAUGGCAUCCCAAUAAACUGAAAUUGAGAAUAAUAACCUUAAACGUAACAAUGAAAAUACCGUUGGAAAGAAAAUGACGUCACAAACCAUUGGCGGUUGCCAACUCCGCGUCAGAAUGAGCCAACCGCUGCAUGGCUGUUGGCGCAAUGGCUACCGGGAAAUCUAACCUCGUACCCAGAACGGUUACUGUGGUGUCCCGGAUGGACACGUCACGGAGGUUACGAGGGAUGAGACGGUACCUGAAAAAAAAAACCUUUUAUAAAAGUUUGAAGUUAAUUUGCAAAUUCAUGCCCAAGACUAAUUGCAAUACGACACAAUAUAUAGAGUAUACAGACAGUGCAAGUUCUGUUGUAUACUAGUAACCUCCUGUUUUUCUUGAACUUUUACUGUGUUAUUUCCAGCGGUUUGAUCAUCUAGAUCUGAUUCAUGUUGUUACUCUUUGACUUUGAAUGUU